Messenger RNA from Hyaloscypha bicolor E, 882 nucleotides. RefSeq names its product phosphoesterase. Gene Ontology annotation, biological process: phospholipid catabolic process. NCBI's taxonomy places the organism in Eukaryota, Fungi, Ascomycota, Leotiomycetes, Helotiales, Hyaloscyphaceae. The record is from RefSeq and is a predicted model, not a curated record. Gene Ontology annotation, molecular function: hydrolase activity, acting on ester bonds. The annotation marks the transcript as partial. The transcript has 5 exons.
GCGCAGACACAGUACACUUCCACGGCUGUAUCAGCAGUAGAAGCGGCAAGAGCGACAGCCCUAACUUUAAGUCCAACCAGCUCAAUCAAAGGCAAAACGUUUGAUCGGUUUGUAUCCAUAUGGCUCGAAAAUCAAGAUUACGACAUCGCAGCAGCGGAUCCUUCACUCAAUUGGAUCGCAAGCCAAGGCAUCACAUUAACUAAUUACAAAGCAAUCACGCACCCCAGCCAACCCAACUACGUCGCAGCCGUAGGAGGAAAUACGCAUUGGGUCUGGGAAGACUGGACCUUCCGCAUCGACAGCUCCGUGAAAACAAUCGCUGAUCUACUGGAGGUUGCAGGGGUCAGCUGGAGUGUGUAUCAGGAGGAUAUGCCGUAUUCUGGAUUUGAGGGGGAUUGGGUCAAUCAGCAGAAUGGCGCGAAUAUGUAUGUGCGGAAGCAUAACCCUUUCAUGAGUUAUGACUCUGUCACUUCAAAUACAGAGAGACUUGCGAAAUGCAAGAAUUUCACCUUGUUCUAUAGCGAUCUCAAGGCGAAUACUCUCCCGCAGUGGAUGUUCAUCACCCCGAAUAUGACAAACGACGGCCACGACACCUCCGUCACCACCGCGGGCGCUUUCGCAAAAAAUUUCCUUACUCCCCUGCUUUCAAACCAGAACUUCAUGAAAAAUACUCUCAUCCAACUUACAUUCGAUGAAUCUGAAAAUUAUUUUAAUGAUAACAAGGUCUUUACCGUGCUGUUAGGAGAUGCAAUUCCAGAAGCGUUGAAGGGGACGACGAAUGAUACUGCCUUCAAUCACUAUAGUAUCCUUGCUACGGCGGAGAGGAAUUGGGCGUUGGAGAAUUUGGGGGAGGGAGAUGUUGGGGCGAAUGCUUUUUGGUGA